Molecule: messenger RNA, 2133 nt
Organism: Helobdella robusta
Lineage: Eukaryota; Metazoa; Annelida; Clitellata; Rhynchobdellida; Glossiphoniidae
Exons: 8
Coding region: 206-1036 (276 amino acids)
Cellular component (GO): nucleus
Molecular function (GO): histone binding
Source: RefSeq, a predicted model, not a curated record
CGGGAAGCCACUUUGUGGAAGAAUUUCCGGUCUAUGUUUUUGAGGUUUAUUGUUAUGAAGAUUUUCUUGUGCAUUCUAGCUAUAAAAAGUUCCAAAUUUCACUAAUUCGACGCUCCGUUUCGAGUUCAUUCGAAUUUAGUUGUAAAACUUAAUUUUUUAUUUUGUACAUUUUAAUAAAAAUCAUUUACGACUGCAUAUAUAAAAAAUGGAACACAUGGUCAAAAGAAUUGAGUUGGAGAAGCGGGGCCGACAACCUGAGGAUAUAAAAGAGUUGAACUUGGACAACUGUAGGUCAACGCAAAUUCAUGGCCUGACCAGUGAAUUUUGCAAUUUAGAAUCGCUAAGUUUAAUCAACGCUGGCCUAACGACGCUGAAAGGUUUUCCUGAGCUGCCUAAGCUAAAAAAACUGGAGCUGAGUGAUAACAGAUUGUCGAGUGGGUUCAAUGCUUUACAGGGAUGUCCAGAGAUAUCGUCCCUCAGUCUCAGUGGUAACAAAAUUAAAGACAUUGAGAGCCUCGAACCAUUGAAAUCGCUGCCCAAGUUGAAAUGUCUCGACCUGUUGAACUGCGAAGUGACCACUAGCGAGGAUGACUACAGAAAUAAGAUCUUCAAACUUUUGCCUCAACUCGUCUACUUGGAUGGAUCAGACGUGAAUGAUUUGGAGGCCGAGGAUGAGGAAGAAGACGAGGAAGGAGACUAUGAAAACUCAGAUAACGAGGACAGUGAUGAUGCAGAAGCAGCUAAUGGCGACGACGUAGAUGUUGAUGAGGAUGAAGAUGGUGAAGAGGACGAAGAUGGAGAGGAGGACCAGAAUGCGGUCGGCCUCAGCUAUCUACAAAGAUCUGGUCUCGAGGAUGAAAGUGAUGGUGAUGAUUUCAAACCAGAUGACAAGGAAGAUGAUGACGACGAGGGGUCUGACGAGGAAGAAGACGAAGAGGCAGAGGACAACGAUGCCAACCAGUCCGCUGAAAUUGUUGAAGGUAGCCGAGGUGUGAAGCGAAAGAGAGGUAACGAAGAAGACGACGAGGAUAAGUGAUCAGAUGGACGGAUGGAUGAUGUAAUUGAUAUAGACACGUUUAUUUUACUUCCUUUAUUGACAGAUAAAUACAAUAAACCUAUAUUUGUGUAUGUGUGUAUACAUUUAUGUACGCGUAUAUUGUAUUAAGAUUGCGUAAAUUUAUGUAAAUUUUAUUUAUAUAAAAAUAAGUUAAUACAUUCAAGCUUUGCUAAAUAAACGAAGAUAGGACUACGUAUAUUAAAGUUAAUUUAAUUUGAAGUUAAUUAAUAUCCAUUUAAUUAUGACUACGUUGUUGACAAUUUUUUUCUUUGGUUUUUAAUAUAAAUUAUGUUAACUAGUUACUACUACUUCUAUCGUUAGCAUCUGAUGUAAUAUAAUGUAAAAGUAUUUCUUAUUUGUCGUACGUGUGUGUGUGUGUGUAUGUAUUUUAAGGUUUAAAAAGUUUAAGAAAUUUGUAAUAUCGAAUACAAGUAACAUCAUAUACAUCAACAUACCAUAAGUUUGUAAUUGCGGCUUAAUGAAUACAGAAGGGUACGGUAUUGUACGUUCACUUGAGUACGUUACACUAGUUUUUGAAAAUUAUUGAUUUACAGACCUACCGGGUAAUUUAACUAAACCGUGUACCCGACUUUGUAAUCCGGGUUCAGAUAAAUCUGUUUUUUUUCUCUAAGAAUUUCUGUAUAGAAGAGAUUUGAACAUACAAAUUUGUGUAAUGUAUUUGUACUCAUGUACCUGGUCAAAUGGGUUACUUAUACAUAUAAUGUUUUAACAAAAACAUGAGCUAAAUUAAGUAAUUAUACUGUCAUGGUUUUAUCAGUGAUUUUCGACUACUAUUGCUAUACACUUGACGGCGACAAACACAACUUAUUACAUUACCGAAUACAUUGAUUAUCACAUACUUUAAAUGGCAUAAAUGUUAUCAUCUACUAGUAUAUUUGUGUGAUGUAUGUUUAUCAUCAUUACGCUAUUAUCUUAAUGUAAUGAUGUGAUAUGCUUAAUCUAGAUUUGGUUCUCAUAUUUAUAUUGGCUGUAUGCGUAUAAAGACAUAAAUUUAAAGGUAAAAUGAUGUUUUAUAAUAUUGACGAUGUCUCACUUGAUCAAUCAACCAACAAACA